Pyricularia pennisetigena is the source of this 1980-nucleotide messenger RNA. RefSeq lists its product as uncharacterized. The transcript has 3 exons. The record is from RefSeq and is a predicted model, not a curated record. The coding region runs from base 1 to 1980 and encodes 659 amino acids. Gene Ontology annotation, molecular function: RNA binding; protein binding. NCBI's taxonomy places the organism in Eukaryota, Fungi, Ascomycota, Sordariomycetes, Magnaporthales, Pyriculariaceae. Gene Ontology annotation, cellular component: nucleus. Gene Ontology annotation, biological process: poly(A)+ mRNA export from nucleus.
AUGGCUCCUCCGACAGGACCAGCGCGAACCACCCGCAGCUCCACCAGAGGCGGUGCCGGUGCACGUCGUGGUGGUGGUGCGGGCAGGGUUGACCGCGACGGCGACCUCGUCAUGGAUGCGUCGAUAAAAUCAACCAAGUCAGGCGGAGGCAUCGGCAAGAGGUCCGCAAAUAAUGACAAGAACGCUUCAUCAGCAAAACGCGGACGUCCCGGCCUGCGUAGCGGACCCCCAGGCCGGUCGGCAAUAGUGGCUGCGCAGGACAAGAUCUUGCGACACAUCAACUCGAAUGGUUCAGAAGUUAGCACACGCCCCAGGCGAUCACACAACACAAUAAUUCUUCGGGUCGAAGGCCUCAAGCAGAGCAAGGCCUCCAGCAACCAAGACCAAGGCUUACGGAAUAUUCUUGAUUUUCUGGAGCGCAAGGCUCAAAAUAUGUGUAAAAGGACGGUAACUGUCAAAAAGUCUCAUCUUGAUAAGAACCUCGUUCUCCAUGUCCUCGCUAGUAAGGAGGACGCGGAAGAGAUAGUGAAACUCAACGGCUGGAUGUUUGCUGGCACCACUCUUGCUAUCACCGAGAGCGAUCAUGGAUGGCCCGGUGACUCGAAGACACAUAGUGCAUCGCAACCGUCGGCGGAAGCCUCAGAAUUAAAGGAGAAGUUCAAAGCCAUUCUGAGCAGGCGUUAUGAUAUUGAACGGAAGCUGUUAGAUCUGUCAGGCCUGGGCCAGGACCCCGUUCUCUCAGAGAUGGCAGCAUUCGCCGACAAGGAACGUGCCGAGAAGACAUUCAUGGCUCUGAUGACCAUAUGCGACGAAGUUUUCUCGGGUGCUGAACAGAAGCGCGAGGCCAUACAUAGUGUUUCACUCGCCAACAACUCGAUCGAUCACGUUAGCCGAGUAUUUACCCUAGCCACUACCUUUCCGGACCUGAAGCACCUAGACUGCAGCGGAAACCUCUUCAAGGACAGCAGGUCUCUAUCCAGGUGGAGACACUACUUCAAAGGCCUCGAGACCCUACUGCUUACAGGCAACCCGAUCGAGACGAACGAGCCCAGCUACAAGGAGGAAAUAAUGAAGUGGUUUCCAAAGCUUCAGCUCCUCAGUGACACCACGGUCCGAACUCCGGAGCAGAUUGCAGCCGAGGAGGCCGCUAAAGCUGCCAUGCAACCUAUACCAAUUCCUCAAGGCGGGGCCGACUUUCGUGAUGCCGGCAGUAUUGGAGAACAAUUCCUCCUCCAGUUCCUGCCCAUGUUCGAUACAGACAGAGCAGGCCUUGCUGCCAUGUUCUAUGACGAAAAAACCAGUUUCUCGCUCUCGGUGGUUAACCAGGCACCGCGAGACGUCGACACUCCAGUCCCAUCGUGGCAACCAUACUUAAAAUACUCGCGCAACCUGGUCAAAAUUACCCACCCCGGACCGCGCAUUCAACGCCUUCUGAAGGGGCGCCAGCUGAUCCAGGAGCUGUGGAAGAAUCUACCAGCCACCAAACACCCGGAUCUUGUCAGCAGCACUAGCAAAUACCUCGUCGACUGUCACCCACUUCCCGCGCUUGCUGACCCCAGCAGUCAAAGCCCGCAGGGGGUCGAUGGCCUCAUCAUCAACAUACAUGGUGAAUUUGAGGAGAAGGAUCCCAAUAGCGACAACAUUGGUCAACGAAGCUUCUCCAGAACAUUUGUCCUUGGCCCUGGUGCACCUGGCGGCCCGCAGGUUCGUGUGGUGAGCGACAUGCUCUCUCUACGUGCAUACAACCCCAUUCCGCCACCCCAGGGAGCACCAACAAGCAAUGUUCCCCCUGAGAACCCUGAACUACAGAAGCAACAGCUUGUGGCUGAGCUUUCUCGGCGCACAAACAUGACACCCGAGUAUUCAGAAAUGUGCUUGACCCAGGUCAAUUGGGACCUGGAAGCUGCGAUGAUAAAGUUUCGGGAAACAACGCUCGGGCCCGAAGCUUUUAUCAACGGCGUGCCAGCUGUCCAGGCCUGA